Coffea eugenioides is the source of this 2051-nucleotide messenger RNA. RefSeq names its product protein LTV1 homolog. Bases 136 to 1704 code for a protein of 522 amino acids. NCBI's taxonomy places the organism in Eukaryota, Viridiplantae, Streptophyta, Magnoliopsida, Gentianales, Rubiaceae. The record is from RefSeq and is a predicted model, not a curated record. Gene Ontology annotation, biological process: ribosomal small subunit biogenesis; ribosomal small subunit export from nucleus. Gene Ontology annotation, cellular component: cytosol; preribosome, small subunit precursor; nucleus. The transcript has 5 exons.
AAUUCCGUCCAUCGUCAAAUAUCGUCUUUACUAGUUUCUUCUUCUUCUUAUUUCACCUUUGCUUCAGCAGAUUUUCAUCUAUGUAUUGGUUAUUUUAAUUCUUAAUUAUCUUCGCCCACUAAAUUAUCUAUCAGUAUGGGAAAAAAUAAAUUCAUCGACAAGAAAAAUUCGGCGACGUUCCAGUUACUCGCCCGGGAUACUUCGGAUCCGAACUGCUCAUCCGGACUCUCUAGUGACCGAGUUUUCGUGAGAGUCGACAAUAAUCAAUACAAAGUUGGCGGCUUUUCUGAGGAUGAGGAGCCAGCAAUCGACGGCGUUCUGUUUGAUGACCCAAAUUCAGUAUUCGACGACGCGCCGGAGGACUAUUACGAGUGCGGAUACCCUGGGAAUGGAGCUCGGACGGGGUCGUCGUUGCCGGACCAUGUAAGGAGGGAGAUACUUGAGCUAGGGUUUCCGGACGAUGGAUACAAUUAUCUGAUGCAUUUGAGGGAGAUAAAGAAUUCCGGCGGCGGUUCUGUUUAUUAUCAGAAUCCCAAAGCUCAGCUUGGUCAUCUUCUUCCCGAUGUUAAGGCCUAUAAUGCAUCAAGGCUAGAAAUUUCAAGAGUGGAGGAUGAGUCCAAUGAGAAGUCCAUGUAUGCUGUUGCAUCCAAAACUCGGAAUGCAAAAGUUGAGAAAGUGGCUGAUGAUGACAUUGCAGCAUUACUAGAUGACAGUGAUUUGUCACGGUUUGGCUCUGAUAUAGAGGAGGACUUGGAAGAGGACUUUGUGGUCAAAGCAAACCUUCUAGAAGGACCAUCUGACCUGGAACUUGGUAAAAAGCUGAGAUUGCUAGAGAGCCUGCAGGUUAAUAGGGUAGAAAGGAACGAUUUGGUUGUCUCUGGUGCAGAGGAAAGUGUCGCAGGAUCUGUUACUGUUGAAAAUGAGAAGCCAAGGGUUCGCCGCCCUUUAGAUGAGCAGUUUGACUUGCUUGAACUUCAGGAAUAUGGUGCAGACAGUGAUGGUGAUUAUGGUGUUUAUGAUGACGCUGAAGAAGAUGCUUGUGAAGAAUCCCUCGCUGAGAAGCUUAAUCAUGCAUUAAAAGACCGUCAUCUUGAUGGCUUAAAUAGUAAAUAUGCAGUUCCUUCUGAUCUCUUGGAAGAGAAGAAGGAAUUGGAGGAUCUGGAGUCACCAGAAUCUGCUGCAGAUGUCAUCCAAAGGUGCAGAGAAUAUGCUGAAAAAUAUGAAAAUGAAAGUGAAGAUGAAAAGGAGGUGGUUUUUCAGGAAAGUAGUGAUGAAUCAGAGGUAUGGGAUUGUGAGACUAUAGUUUCAACAUAUUCAAAUCUUGAUAAUCACCCUGGGAAGAUCGGAGCUCCAGAAACGAGAAAGAAGAAGCUAGCUGAAACCUUUGCUGCAACGUUGAGUUCUCCAGGACAUAUAAUAGCUCUUAAAGGCAAACAGAAGCUUCCUGUAGACUUUUUGCCCACUAGAAAGUCUUCUACAGAUAUGGUGACGGACAUGAAUGGUCUGAGACCUGAGCAACCUCAGAGGAAACAACGUGGUCAAGAGACAAAGGAGGAAAAGAAAGAAAGAAAGGCUGCUGUCAAAGAAGAACGACGUGAGGCACGUCGUGUGAAAAAAGAAUUGAAGGUGGUUUACAAGUAUGAAGCAAAUCGUGCUCAGAAGGUUGCUGCUGUUGCUGGUCCAUCUUUGGUUCAUCUAAUGUGAGUAAUAUGGUUGCGGAUCAUAGAAGACAAUAUGGUGCUUCACCAGGAUGUUUCUGCUCUCAAGUUUCUGGUAGUAGCUGAUAUUACUGGCUCAAAUUGGCUAGCGUAGUCUAACAUGCAGCUGGGAUUGUAUUGCUCUGACGCUUUGGUGUUUCAGGCUCUAUGCUGUUUUUAGAGUGAGGAAAAAAAAAAAAGAAAAAUAGAAGGAAAGCAUAUACACUAUUUGUUAGAAAUACAGUCUAGCGUGAUCGGUAUUCUGGUGAAAAAAAAAAAUGAUCAGUUGAGUUGUUUGGCAUUACUGUACAUUUUUGGACGACACGCCAGCGAAAAUAUUUUUUUUUGAACUAA